AUCAGAUUCCACAGUCCCAUCCAUCUCACUCAGGCAGGCUUGAAGGGAAGCAUUCAAUACGCAAUUACAUAACACUUCUUAAUUCGUGCUUAUCACCCUAAUUAACAUAUUCUUAAACUAUUUUGACACUACAAUCUUAUUCUCAAUUUUUCAACACAUUAAACUUAUCUGAAAUCAUUAUCAAACUCGUAGACAAUUUCAAUUAGCUCCGGUUUUUAUUCUACAACCAGCCAAAUCAUGCUCAUCAUAAAUUGUUACACAUUAUCAUUCAUCGGUUUCUAUAAUCUCAUCAAUUAUGCAUUCACGAGCUCUUACCCUCUUGAGAUAGCUCCCGCACCCGAUGGACGACUAUUGUUAACCGGUGCAACAAAGUUUUCACAGGAUCUGACCAAGCGCCAAAAUCGCGGCACCGGCACUACGAAUACUCGUCCUAGACCGGCAGGUACAACUGCUGCCACCCAAAAAGCCGCUACGACAGGCGGAAGCAACAAAUCUCUCAAACUCAGAGAAGCCGCCAGAAGGCUGAAUACAGAAGCUAAUCAAGUGACUAAGGGGCUCCAAGAUCUCAAAAAACUCAACCCUCAAAGCGUUUCAGCUGCGGUUGAUAGAAUCAUGAAAAUUGUAGCAGCUGAAGCUGGUCCCAGGGAUGAAAUUGGCAAGGCUCUUCCAAACAAUUCUGCAGUCCAGAGCAACGUUGCUGCGAUUAAAAAAGCAGGACCCUCCUUGGGUGCUGCCAUUCGCGCUUUGAAGACUGGUGGUACUGGCGCUAACUUCUCAAAGCAAGUGGACAAAGUACUCGAGAUAAGGAAGCCCACUCUGGAAGCGGUUAAGAGUAUAAUUGGAGCCGCUGAUGCUGCAUCAAAAUAAUGUCCACUCAUUGGGCUCCUCUCAAAAAAACCUCUGGAAAAAAUGAAUUUGGUUUCUUUUUAAGGUGUAAGACCAGAGAAUAUAUCAGGAUUGUAUUCUGGAAACAAAACAUCAGUUAUUAUUUAAGUUGUAAAAUUCAGUGAAAUUAUGACAUACAAAUUACCUUAAGAAAUUUUUAACAAAUUUUGUUUAUGGAGCCGUAAUGAAUUCCCGCACCGGC
Messenger RNA from Puccinia graminis f. sp. tritici CRL 75-36-700-3, 1087 nucleotides. RefSeq lists its product as uncharacterized. NCBI's taxonomy places the organism in Eukaryota, Fungi, Basidiomycota, Pucciniomycetes, Pucciniales, Pucciniaceae. The transcript has 5 exons. The record is from RefSeq and is a predicted model, not a curated record. The coding region runs from base 238 to 867 and encodes 209 amino acids.